AUGGAAACAUCUGUGGCCUACGCUAUGUUCUUGCACCGCCAGGAGCUGCAACGCCGUGAGGCAGUUUAUGUCCACGUCUCCAGGACUAAGAUUCAGUUGACAAAGAAACUAAUUGCCGAGCAGAAGCAGCGACUGUCCUCCUGCAGUCCCGAGGAACUGGAGAUACUUAGCAGGGAAACCCAAUUCAAAAGGCAGCUUCAGCAGAAAGUAAAGCACAGAAACAAGCAACUGAAAGCGUCCAAGUUAAUUACUUCCAAGUUAAUUAAUAUUAGUGAUUUAAACCUAGUUUAGUUUAGUUUAGUUCAGAGAAAUAAAAUUUCAUUUAAAAAUUA
This is a messenger RNA of Drosophila bipectinata, 332 nucleotides long. RefSeq lists its product as uncharacterized. Lineage: Eukaryota; Metazoa; Arthropoda; Insecta; Diptera; Drosophilidae. The record is from RefSeq and is a predicted model, not a curated record.